AUGGAGUUGUCUAAGCUGCCGCAAAUUAAACAAGAAGAAGAAGAAGAAGAAGAAGAAGAAGAAGAAGAAGAAGAAGAAGAAGAAGAAGAAGAAGAAGAAGAAGAAGAAGAGCAUUUUCUUGUUCUUGUUCUAAUCGGCAGACCAUCGCAAAUAGAGCCCGGGGGAUUACUUUUCACAAUGUUGAUGAUGAUGGAUGUGAUGUGCUGUAAAUCAGAAACUGAUCAGGGCUUACAGGAUGAGGAAUCUACUGAUCAAACCUCCACAGAGUCUCUGGAUUCUGUCUGUAACGCUGGAGAACAGCAGCCGAUCCUACAGACCAAACUCAACAUGUGUUCAGUCAAACUGGAGGACAGUGGGAACCAAAUGGAGAUAAAAACAGAACCAAUGGAAGAUCACACUGAGGAAGAAAACGGUCAUUAUGGUGAUUUUGUUCCUUCAGAUGUGAAGAAUGAAUCAUGUCUGGAUGGAGAAAUAACAUCAUCAACAUCAAAAGAGCGUAUGACAGCACAAACUCAAGAGAAGAAACUUCAUUCAGGAGAGCACAGAAAGAAGAAGACGAAGAAGAAGAAGCAGUUUCACUGUGAGCAUUGUGGGAAGGAUUUUGUUGUCUUAUCUAAGCUGAAACGUCACAUGAUGAUACACAGUGAUGAAAAGUCUUUCUACUGCACUGAAUGUGGCAAAUGUUUCAAAACCCAAGAAUAUCUUGAUAGUCAUAAGAGAAUUCACACAGGAGAAAAACCAUACGAGUGUCCUCAAUGUAAGAAGAGAUUUAACCGGAACCAUCAUCUGAAGGCACAUAUGCUUUCACACACCAAUGAGAAACCGUAUCAGUGCAGUGAAUGUGGAAAAACCUUUAAGUAUUUACACACUAUAAAAUCACACACAAAAUUUCACAGUGAGGAGAAACUCUAUCAGUGUUCACACUGUGAUAAACGUUUCCAUCAGAAAGUUCAGCUGAUAGUCCAUGAGAGAAGUCACACUGGAGAGAAACCUUACGUCUGCUCUCACUGUGGUAAGAGCUUCUCUUGUUUAUCUCAUUUGAGUUAUCAUCAGAGAGUUCACACUGGAGAGAAACCUUAUCACUGUAGUGUUUGUGGGAAGAGUUUCAGUUUUCACAGCAGUUUAGUGUCACACAAGAGAACUCAUACAGGUGAAAAACCUUACAAAUGCUCUCAUUGUGAGAAGACAUUUGCUCAUGCAGCUUCCUUAAAACUCCAUCAGAGAGUUCACACUGGAGAGAAAACUUACAUCUGUGAUGUUAGCGGAAAGAGUUUUAAUCAACAUCAAAAUUUAGUGACACACCAGAGAACUCAUACAGGUGAAAAACCUUUCAAAUGUUCUCAUUGUGAGAAGACUUUUGCUCAUGCAGCUUCCUUAAAACUCCAUCAGAGAGUUCACAUUGGAGAGAAACCUUACGUCUGCUUUCAAUGUGGGAAGAGAUUUUGGGAUUCAUCUCAAUUAAGUGUUCAUCAGAGAGUUCACACUGGAGAGAAACCUCAUCAUUGUAGUCUUUGUGGGAGGAGUUUCAGUCGACAUGCCCAUUUAUUGUUACAUCAGAGAACUCAUACAGGUGAAAAACCUUUUAAAUGCUUUCAGUGUGAGGAGACGUUUACUGAGUCGGAUCACCUCAAAGUCCAUCUGAGAGUUCAUACUGGAGAGAAACCUACCUCCACAGAGUCUCUGGUUUCUGUCUGGAACGCUGGAGAACAGCAGCAGAUCCUGCAGACCAAACUCAAGAUGUGUUCAGUCAAACUGGAGGACAGUGGGAACCAAAUGGAGAUAAAAACUGAACCAAUGGAAGAGGAAGAUCACACUGAGGAAGAAAAAAGUCAUUAUGGUGAUUUAAUUCCGUCAGAUGUGAAGAGGGAAUCAUGUUUGGAUGGGGAAAUAACGUCCCCAACAUCAAAAGAGCGACGGACAGCACAAACUCAAGAAAAGAAACUUGAUUCAGAAGAGCACAGAGAGAAGAAGAAGCUGCAGUUUCACUGUCAACAGUGUGGAAAGGAUUUUGUUGUCUUAUCUAAGCUGACACGUCACAUGAGGACACACAGUGGUGAAAAGUCUUUCUACUGCACUGAAUGUGGCAAAUAUUUCAGCACCAAAAGAAAUCUUGAUGUUCAUCAAAUAAUUCACACAGGAGAAAAACCAUACGAGUGUCCUCACUGUGAGAAGAGAUUCAGCCACAAAGGAUAUAUGAAGAGACAUGUGUUUACACACACCAAUGAGAAACCGUAUCAGUGCAGUGAAUGUGGAAAACCCUUUAAGUAUUUAUGCUCUUUAACAUUACAUAAAAAAAUACACAGUAAGGAGAAACUCUAUCAGUGUUCUCACUGUGAUAAACGUUUUCAGCAGAAAGGUCAGCUGAUAGUUCAUGAGAGAAGUCACACUGGGGAAAAACCUUACGUCUGCUCUCACUGUGGUAAGAGCUUCUCUAGUUCAUCUCAUUUCAGUCCCCAUCAGAGAGUUCACACUGGAGAGAAACCUCAUCACUGUAGUGUUUGUGGGAAGAGUUUCAGUUUUCACAGCAGUUUAGUGUUACAUCAGAGAACUCAUACAGGUGAAAAACCUUACAAAUGCUCUCAGUGUGAGAAGACAUUUGCUUACUUAAGUACCUUUAAAGUCCAUCAAAGACUUCACACUGGAGAGAAACCUUAUGUCUGCUCUCAGUGUGGAAAGAGCUUCUCUAGUCCAUCUCAAUUAAGUGUUCAUCAGACACUUCAUACUGAAGAGAAACCUUAUGUCUGCACUCAGUGUGGUAAGAGAUUUUCUGAUUCAUCUCAAUUAAGUGUUCAUCAGAAACUUCACACUGGAGAGAAAUCUCAUCACUGUACUCUUUGUGGGAGGAGUUUCAGUCGACACUCAAACUUAGUAAAGCAUCAAGAAACUCAUACAGGUGAAAAACCUUUCAAAUGCUUUCAGUGUGAGGAGACGUUCACUGAGUCAGGUCACUUAAAAGCCCAUCUGAAAUUUCAUACUUGAGAGAAACCUUACGUCUGCUGAAUUUUCAUGCCUUUGUUGGAGAAUAAAUGAAAUGUUCUAAAUUGUGUAUAGCAGUUUGUUUAAUAUUAACUUUUUAUGAUGAAUCAAUUUAUUUGUGUCACUUUUCUAAGUUAAAUUUGUAUAAAAGUGUCUUCUAAACAAGCAAUAGGGUGCUGGAAGCUAUGCUGUAUCGUGAAUAAGUCUCAGACAUGAAGCAGAAGCAAUGAAGCAAUUCCUUUAUUCGUGACUUAUUUGCAAAACAGCACAUCCUUGAGUUACCACACAAUAUAAAUAUUAAAGCAAAGUAAUAACACAACAAUGUUAAAUCAAUAAAAGUUUUUAUUUAUC
Molecule: messenger RNA, 3327 nt
Organism: Paramisgurnus dabryanus
Lineage: Eukaryota; Metazoa; Chordata; Actinopteri; Cypriniformes; Cobitidae
Source: RefSeq, a predicted model, not a curated record